CUAAUUCUGAUUUCUGACAGCACAGGCUUGUACAGCAGUGUUUACGAAACAAUUCCUAUCUAUCUCAAUACCUUUGGCUUCUCAAAAUGUCCGACCCGGAAAGCGCACCCGCAAACCCAUCGGAGCAAGACUCCGCUCCACAGCUACAGAACAACCAAGACCAACCUGCCACCACCAAACUCGGUCCCGGCGGCUUCUCCUUCAGCAUAUGGCCUCCCACUCAGCGCACCCGCGACGCCGUCAUCCAUCGCUUAAUCGAAACCCUAUCUACUCCUUCCGUCCUCUCCAAGCGCUACGGGAUAAUGGCCCCCGACGAAGCCUCCGCCGCUGCACGCCAGAUCGAGGAUGAGGCUUUCUCCGCCGCCGGCCUCUCCUUCGCUUCCGACAAUGACGGCAUCGAGAUCCUCCAGGUAUAUUCCAAGGAGAUCAGCAAGCGGAUGCUUGAUACCGUUAAGGCCAGAGCUACCACAGGUUCGUCUGCCGUGGAUAACGGUGUCGAUCAGACUCCUAUCCCUGAGGUUCCUCCUUCCACUUCCCCCGCCGCAGAGGACGUCCCUGCCGCCGAGGAGUCCGAUACCUGAUCCUUGGAGAUUAUAGUAUGUUAGGGUGUCCUUGUUGAGGGAAUAUAUUUUAAUAUUUUAUAAUAUGAUGAUCUAUCCGUAGAACUUUGUUUAUUUCUUGCGCCACCUAUCUUGGUUAUAUAUUCUUCCUUUGAACAUCUCAGGUUGUUUUAAUUUGCCUUGUUUAUGUUCAACUCGUCUUUAUGCAAUUCAUUUGCUCC
Gastrolobium bilobum is the source of this 781-nucleotide messenger RNA. RefSeq names its product MFP1 attachment factor 1-like. The transcript has a single exon. Gene Ontology annotation, biological process: mitotic cell cycle; lateral root development. NCBI's taxonomy places the organism in Eukaryota, Viridiplantae, Streptophyta, Magnoliopsida, Fabales, Fabaceae. The record is from RefSeq and is a predicted model, not a curated record. Bases 87 to 581 code for a protein of 164 amino acids.